UAUGAGUGUAGAGUAAGAGUAUGAGUACCGUUACGGGGCAUGCGCCUGCAGCCACCAUAUCCAAUGGCCCCGCCUUUCACGGUGCAAACGAUGCCUUUGGGAUUUGUCCUCGCUGGACCAAUGAGCGUACGAGUCUAUCAUAUGCGACGGGAGAGGUGAGGUUAUGAAAACCGACGUGGAAGGGAGCAGACAGGAAGAAGGGCAGUGAGGGGAGGGAGAAUCGAGAGAAGCGAGGGGUUCCGCAGAUCGUGUGGGAGCAGGGAAGCAGACAACGAAUGCGACUACGAUUGCUUACGAAACCUUGCGACGUCAACGUCUAACAAAACUUUAUUUAAAACAUUUGUAGUGCUUUUUAAAAACAAAUGAAAUACAGACGUGUAGGAUUAAAAGUUUGUUCAAGCUUAUAGUGAAAUUGUGUAGUGACAGUGUCUACGGCGUGUUCGAAAACGUGAUAGGUGUGACUGCGCAGUCGCCAUGUGCAGUAAAUUUAAAAGAUUAAAAGUGACAUUUUAAUAAGCAAUCUAUAUAAGAUGGCAAGGAAAAAAGACAUUGAAUUGCUAACAAUAUAAGAGUGGGAAGAAUACUUCUUAGAGGAAGUUUAGCUUCGAAUAACGAAAAGGUUUAAGAAAACAUGACAGAUGUUAAACCAAUUGGAAUCUCUCAAAAUCAGCCACAACAAGCACAACAACAGUCUCAACAGCAACAACAACAAACCCAGCAGCAACAGCAACAAACUCAGCAGCAGCAGCAACAGCAACAACAAGCUCAAUCACAACAAAUGAUGAUUGCAACCCAUGAUAUUCAACAACAGCAAAAUGUACAGCAGCAACAACAGCAUGUUCAGCAACAACCAUCUCAGCCACAACAAGUACAACAACAAGGACAGCAACAAGUACAAUCUCAACAAGUUCAACCACAACAACAAAUUCAACAACAAGUGCAAUCACAGCAACAAAUGCAGGUGCAGCAGCAAGUACAGCAACAAGUGCAACAGCAAGUGCAACAACAACAACAACAACCACAGUCUCAGCAACAGCAAUCAAGUAGUGGACCACACAGUGUUGUUCCUACUCAAGUACAGGUACAGCCACAGGUAGCAGCAAUUAUGCCCCAGCAACAGGGUGCUGUUGCAGUAUCAAUGCAACAUCAACAACAGGGCGUUGGAGGUGUAUCUAUGACUUUAUCUGGGCAACAAGGAGCAACAACUAUUACUACCAUGGCUGCACAUCCACAAGCAGUGCAAGUAAUUCAACAACCUAUGCAGAAUCAAGCAUAUCAUUUACAGCAACUUUAUAAUACCCAAGGAACUCCAUUGUUGAUGCCAGGGAAUUUAGCUCUCCAUCCAGCUGGCAUAAAUCCUUCUUCUAUACAGGUCAUUACUGCUGGAAAGCCAUUUCAAUCUGCUGCCCAGUUAACACCGCAUAUGUUAACUACUGCAUCAACACCAGGUCAAGGAGGUGGUCAUCCAGCAGCUGGAGGAACUAAAGUUCAAGGAUUUCCUACAGGUUAUUUACCAGUACCUACUUCUGCAACACCUGGUGCAGGACAAACUCUGGUAUUUGGUCAACUUGGUGUAUUGGGUUCUCCACAACCACCACCGUCUAUACAACAACAGCAGCAGCAACAAUCUGCAAAUAAACAAGAUCAAGUACAAAAGUAUACUACGUGUACAGCGGCUACUCCAUCCGGCGGACGAGGUGGUAUGCAGUUUGCUCCUUGGCAAUUUACACCACAAGUUGCUUGGACUGGAAUACAGCCACCAGCACUUUUAACUAAUCAAAUAUUUAUUAGAGGUCCUAGUCAACCUGAUAUGUUUAUACAAAGUCCACAACCAAUUCAAGCUCAUAAUGCACUAGCUACGCAACAACAAAUUCAGGGAGUACAACAAAUUGCUGCAGCUAGUGGGAAACCAAAGGUAAUGGAUAUACAACAACAGCAACAGCAACAGGGUAAACAGAGUACAGGUGGACAACGACCUUUGAGUAUUUUGCCGUCCUCGUCACUAGCAGUACAAGCUGCUAAUAUAAGAGCUGCCAGUUCUGUUUCAACACAAACUGUUCAUGGAGUACAAGCUACGGUACAUGUACAGAGUGGAAAAGGAAGCGGUAGUAGCGGUAAAAGUCGUGGUAAACCACUACAAUCGCCGCAACAACCACAGCAACAGUCACAGCAAACGAUGCAACAACAACAUCAACAGGUUUUUAUUCAACAGAAACAGCACACACAGCAGCAACAGCAGAUGCAACAGCAAUAUCAACAACCACAAGUGCAACCAUCACAACAGCAAAUACAACCUAAACCAAUAAUGACAAAUAUGGCUCUACAGCAACAACAACAACCAGGAGUAGUUCUUGGUGGCGAACGUCCGAUUAUGCCUGUAGUUUCGGUGAGCGGAGUUGGUGUUGCUACGUCUCAAAUGAAUCAAGUACAACAGUCUCCUAUGUCCGCUGUACAACAAUUACCGUUACAGGCGAUCAAUUCGACAAUAAUUGGUAGCCAAAUAGUUAGUGGUACAUCGCAAGUUCAAACAAUGUCUAUGAUAAAUCAAUCAACAGAUCAGCAAACACAUGAUAAUAAUUCGGCAAUAAUGAUCACGUCACCUGAUCGUAAUCAUCAAGCUGAAUGUUCUUUAGUAUUACCAUCUACUGUAAAUACCACAGCAGCAAAUGAAGAAAACUCUAAAUCAAUAUUAAAAAAAGAGGAAUCAUUACCAGUUACAAUAGAAGAAAUUACAAUAUCUCAACCCGAAACGACAGACGGGGACCAAUCUAAGGUAGUUAUAAAAGAAGAAGAAAAUUCAUCAAUAAAACUGGAAGAAAAACCUUGUAGUAAUCCUUUAGCAGGACUAGCAAAUACAAUUAAUUCUAUUACGAACGGUGUCAACAAUGAAGACUCAACAGCAAUUCCUGUUUCUAUAUCAGUUAAUGCAAACAGUAAACAUGUGCCUCCAAAAGCAAUGGUCAAACCUCAAGUCCUUACACAUGUAAUUGAAGGUUUUGUCAUUCAAGAAGCAUCUGAACCAUUUGCUGUUAAUCGAACGUCAUUAAAUAAUACAGUUAAUCAAGAAACAAGUAAUAUUUUAAAUCGUAAUAGUAAUUCAUCCUCUGAAAAAGAAAAUCACGAAGAACCUCCAAGAAAGAAACAUGCACCAAAUUAUCCCAAUGAUGAGGAUAUGAAUAAUGUUCACAUUGGAAAAUGUGAAGCUUGUGGUAAUUUAAUAGAUGAACAAAACACUAAAUUUAAAAAAGAAAAACGGUUUUGUUCUUCUGGAUGCGCAAAAAGUAAGAAACGAGAAGUAAGAGAUCGUGAUGGUACUGAAAAACAGUGGACUGAUAUAGAGACUGAAUCAAAAAGUGACGGAGAUAUAAAGAAAAAUGGAGAAGAAAAGUCAUUAUCUACUACAACUACUAGUUCUUCUAUUGAUGAAACACUGCCAAAAGUUAAUCCUGUAAAAUGGACGGUUGGUGAAGUGUGCGAUUUUAUACGCGGAUUACCGGGGUGUGCUGACUACGCAGAAGAUUUUGCUAUUCAAGAAAUAGAUGGUCAAGCACUUAUGUUACUCAAAGAAGACCAUCUUAUGUCGGCUAUGAGUAUUAAAUUAGGUCCUGCACUGAAAAUCGUAGCCAGAAUCGAUUCAAUGCGUGUGGAAUCGUCAAAUUCUAACCCCACAUCUAAUAGUUCGUAA
Messenger RNA from Eufriesea mexicana, 3685 nucleotides. RefSeq names its product polyhomeotic-proximal chromatin protein. The transcript is spliced from 14 exons. NCBI's taxonomy places the organism in Eukaryota, Metazoa, Arthropoda, Insecta, Hymenoptera, Apidae. Gene Ontology annotation, biological process: negative regulation of DNA-templated transcription. Bases 632 to 3685 code for a protein of 1017 amino acids. Gene Ontology annotation, cellular component: PRC1 complex; nucleus. Gene Ontology annotation, molecular function: histone binding; chromatin binding. The record is from RefSeq and is a predicted model, not a curated record.